AUGGCCAGGCCGGGGCCUUGGCUGCUGCUUCUCCUGGCCCUCAGGUGUCCGGCCCUGCCCACAGAUCUCUUUCCCGUUCCUUCCUCUCCAGACGGAACCACACUCCUGAGGCUGACACAUCUAGGUGUAGGGGGCAGCCCCCUUCCCUCUCUGGCCCCACCCAUCACACUGCUGGUAGGUGGAAAGCCGCAGACACUGGUGGUCUGCCUGGUCCUCAACGUGGCCCCCCCUCACCUCGAGAGCCCCAUCUGGUUCUCAGUCGCCAACGGCAGCGCGCUGGACGCCUUCACCUACGGCCCUUCCCCGGCAGCGGACGGCACCUGGACGGGCCUGGCUCAGCUCUCGCUGCCCUCUGAGGAGUUGGCAGCCUGGGAGUCUUUGGUGUGUCACACGAGGCCGGGAGUCGGGAACCAGAGCUGGAGCACACGGCCCCUCCGGCUGUCAGGAAAGGCUUCCUCAGCCAGGAACUGCUUCUGGGAGCCUCUCAGAGGCACGCGGGGCCUGGCGCUGCAGCUGGGGGCGCUGCGGCUGCUGCUCUUCAAGCUGCUGCUCCUGAACGUGCUUCUGACCUGCGGCCGCCUCCGCGCCCUGCCCGGCCGCCCGCACCCGCAGCUGAUUUGCUGGUCGUCUGGCCGCACGCGAUGA
This is a messenger RNA of Sorex fumeus (smoky shrew), 645 nucleotides long. It is a transcript of the gene PTCRA, whose product is annotated as pre T cell antigen receptor alpha. Gene Ontology annotation, biological process: negative regulation of thymocyte apoptotic process. The transcript is spliced from 6 exons. The record is from RefSeq and is a predicted model, not a curated record. Lineage: Eukaryota; Metazoa; Chordata; Mammalia; Eulipotyphla; Soricidae. Bases 1 to 645 code for a protein of 214 amino acids.